UUCCGCGGUUGCCACCGAAUCCGAGUCUCUUCUCUGCUGCGUCGGGCUGCGGAGAGCGAGAAGAUGAAGACGAAGGCCACCGCGCCGGUGCCCCAACCUGGGCCUAUCAAGAAGCUCACUCGGAAGAAAGCCAGGAAGAAGUUCAAGAAGAUCAAAGCGCAGGGAGGGAGCGGGGACCCCGGAAGCCGCCCGGCAGCUGUUGCAGUCCGACCACCGAAAUCCCCAGAGAACUUUUCUCAAAAUUGGAAGGCGUUACAAGAGCUGCUGAAACAAAAGUCACAGGCCCCAGAAAAACCUCUUGUCUCUCAGAUGGAUGACAAAAUGCAUCCUCAAAUAGUCCAGCAGAACAGAAAAGGUAAACCAAAGGGAGACAGAAGGACAGAAGACCAGACCCCUGGGAAUUCUGUUAUGUCUGCAGCUAAGAAGUACAGGAAGACACUAGUACCUCCCACAAAGACCUCUGAAACAGAGCAGAAGAAAGCCAAGAAGAGGACACAGAGUGACAUCUCCUCUCAUCAAGGGGACAUCAGGCAUAAGUGGAAAGCUAAGGAGGCAGCUGUCGCCUUGAAUCAGUCCACGCCCACUGAGGAAGACAUCUGGUUUGAUGAUGUGGAUCCCGAUGAUAUUGAGGCUGCCAUAGGCCCAGAGGCAGCCAUGCUGGUACGGAAGCGGCUGGGGCAGAGCAAGAGUACCACCAUCUCCCUGGUGAAGGAACAGGCCUUCGGCGGCUUGACAAAAGCCUUGGCCCUGGAUUGUGAGAUGGUAGGCGUGGGCCCCAAAGGGGAAGAGAGCAUCGCAGCCCGAGUGUCCAUCGUGAACCAGUAUGGGAAGUGUGUUUAUGACAAGUACGUCAAGCCAACCGAGCCCGUGACUGACUACAGGACAGCGGUCAGUGGGAUCCGGCCUGAGAACCUGAAGCAGGGAGAAGAAUUUGAAGUUGUGAAGAAGGAAGUGGCAGAAAUGUUGAAGGGCAGAAUCUUGGUGGGGCAUGCACUGCACAAUGAUUUAAAGGUUCUGUUCCUUGAUCAUCCAAAGAAGAAAAUCAGGGACACUCAAAAAUUCAAACCGUUCAAGAGGCGAGUGCAGAGUGGAAGACCAUCUCUGAAACAACUUUCUGAGAAAAUUUUAGGGAUCAGGGUCCAGCAGGCAGAGCACUGUUCGGUCCAGGAUGCCCAGGCAGCAAUGAGGCUUUACAUCAUGGUAAAACGUGAGUGGGAGAGCAUUACUGCAGACCGGCGCCCCCCAGCAACCACUCCAGACCACUGCAAUGAGUACGCUUAGCACCAUCCUGCUGCUGUCACCACCACCCCUAUCCUUCAGGGACUCUUCAAUCCAGUGGCAGUUGGGAUGGGCUUAUGGAGGCCCAACAGGUCUUGGUACAGAAAGGACUCCCUCUGGUGAGCAUUCUCAGAGCCACGGCUGCAGGGGUGUUGCCUGUGAGAUGCUGAAACUUCCUCCUUGACUCUCCUACCAGGGCCUGGUCCUGCACCUGUGUGCUGAGGUGGACUGGCCAGAUAUGGGGCACAAGUCAGGGAUGUGCUGUAGGUGCAGAAGGAGAGCGCUGGAACGGAUGGGUGUGCCACAGAGUGCCUGUGACCACCUGCACUACCAUGCCACUUGACAAUGAGCAGAGCUGGAUUCGGCCUGGGCACUCAGCACCUUCCCUUAAGGAGCAAACAUCAAUUUCUCCUCUUACAAGUAAGGGGAUAAGCUCUGCUGGACCUAAGGGAAGCUGGAGGUACUUUUUCACUCAUGUCCUUUGCUUGGCCCAGAGUCAUCUAAAAUGCCAGUGUCCAGUAUGGUGUUCUCCACACAGCCCUCGGGGUGAGACUUAGGACACAGGGACGUCUAGAGGGCAAAGAUCCUACCCCCUGGGGCAGUGUAAGAGAAAGACCGUCUGCCCACUGUCCUGCCAGUAGCUUUUCUGGCUAACAACAAGUACAGAGUGGCGAGUGAACUUAUGGGCCUGACAACCCUUGAGCAGGUGCACCCAGGUGUAUAAUGAUGGAUGUCUGCUUUUAAGCCGCUGCGGACUGGAGUGACUCAGAGAGCACUUGUUCACUAUGUGCAAGACCCUGGGCUCCAUUUCCAGCACCACCAAAAAUAAAUGGAUGGAUAAAAGUGGAGUUUGUGGGAGCUCAGUUUCUUCCCGUCAUCUAGAGUCUUCUGAAGCCCUGCAAGGCAGGACCAGUGAUCCCACAGCCAGGCAUUCCUGCAGCAGGAAAGACCAGGCAUGCCAGGAGCAGCCU
Acomys russatus (golden spiny mouse) is the source of this 2249-nucleotide messenger RNA. It is a transcript of the gene Rexo4, whose product is annotated as REX4 homolog, 3'-5' exonuclease. Gene Ontology annotation, biological process: DNA catabolic process; rRNA processing. Gene Ontology annotation, cellular component: nucleus. NCBI's taxonomy places the organism in Eukaryota, Metazoa, Chordata, Mammalia, Rodentia, Muridae. The record is from RefSeq and is a predicted model, not a curated record. The transcript has 8 exons. Gene Ontology annotation, molecular function: nucleic acid binding; 3'-5' exonuclease activity. Bases 64 to 1281 code for a protein of 405 amino acids.